Mollisia scopiformis is the source of this 939-nucleotide messenger RNA. RefSeq lists its product as uncharacterized. Bases 1 to 939 code for a protein of 312 amino acids. NCBI's taxonomy places the organism in Eukaryota, Fungi, Ascomycota, Leotiomycetes, Helotiales, Mollisiaceae. The transcript has a single exon. The record is from RefSeq and is a predicted model, not a curated record.
AUGUCCUCUUUUCCCUCUUUCUAUGGCCACCCUUAUCUCGAAAGUUCUCCAGACGGUGGCGACAGCAAGACAUAUUACAUACAGCAGUACAGCAAGGAAAUCCAAUGUAAUAUCGAUUCAGAAGCAGUAUGUGCGACGAAGAAAUUGGGCAAAACGAAGGACGGUCCGGAUAGAGGGAUUCGAAUUUUCAGCAUUUUAGCUUCUCUCGCGUCAGCUACAGCAGCUGCAAUCAUUAUGGGAAAAUACCAUCCGCGCCCAUUUGAGACUGCCGAGAGUGCCUUGCGUACUGAAGAACGACGUCCUAGCUUAUGGGAUUUUCCCAGGCGGCAUCUAGAAAAACUAUCACAGUUUCGUGAACUGGAUUCGAUGAACCCUGGAGGCAGAGAAACGAAAAUGCAUAGAAUGGGUUGUACUAUUGCAAUAGAGACCAUCAAGGCAAGCAACUCAAAAGGAUCGUUGGCAGAAGCAUCACUAAUGCUCGUGCAGUCAAAAUUAUCUCCUCUGGUCCAAAGACUACAAACGAACUUAUCAGAUCCUCCGCCACUGCUUUUCUUGGCCGCGUGUAUCGUCUUCUCCGUUGCAAUUGGAAAUCUUUGGGAGUCUCAAAAGCAGAAUGGUUACCGAGCAUGGAUUGUGGGCCUCGGAAUGAUGAUUGGUACAAUUGCGGCGUUGCGAACGGAGAACAUAUUACAAGAGGGAAAAGGGAUUUUGGCGAUGUCUGCUAUUGUCGCACUCGCGAUCAGCUCGUGCGUGCAUAGCAUGAUGCGCAUACACAUGAUACGCAAGCGGUUCAAAGCAAUGUUAGCUGAACAUACAGUUGAUGGCCACAUUGAAGGAGAGAAGAGACUUGCGGCAAAGGCAGGAAUGGACGAGAAGCAAUCAGAUUUGGCAACAGCACCAGAGAAGGAAAGAACGACAACAGAGACAGUCGGAAAUUAG